AUGUGCAAGAGAAGAUCACAGAAGAACAAGGCGGCCGGAGCGGCGGAGCGACUUUUCAACAUCAAAGGAGCCAAAUCGAGGCUCGACCCAUUGAAAUUCGCUCUUGCCUUCAUCGCAUUCGGAGCUUUCUUCACCCUUUUAUUUGUUUCUCAUUUAUAUACACUCCAAAUCCAUAAACGUGUCAGGUGGAUUUGGGGCGGAGCGAAUCCCAACUACAAAUCCGAUCUAGAACUAAAUUGGAGCGAAAUAUCACAUGUUCUUCAAUCAAUCCCAAUUCGCGAAAUCAAACGUAUCGGUAUCCUAAAUUUCAACAAAUCGGAGAUUGGAUUAUUGAAACAACUCAUACCCAAUUCAGAACACAUCCCUCUUCGAUUGAAUCACGCGAAAAACAUCACAUGGAACGACUUAUACCCGGAAUGGAUCGACGAAGAACAAGAAGAUCAAAUCCCCAACUGCCCAUCUCUUCCGAAAAUACACAUCCCCAACAAAUCAUUAGACUUAAUAAUAACAAAGCUUCCUUGCAUUGCCGAGAAGAAUUGGUCAAGAGACAUCGCCCGAUUACACCUCCAACUCGCAACCGCCGACAUCUUAACCAAGAAGAAAACAUCCCACGUUUUGUUUGUUACCAAAUGUUUUCCCAUUCCAAAUCUCUUCACUUGCAAGGAAUUAAUCACUCACAAGGGAAACUCUUGGCUAUAUAAGCCGAAAAUUGAAAUCUUAAAUGAGAAACUCCGACUUCCAAUAGGCUCAUGUGAGCUUUCUCAAAAGGAUUAUGCAGAGAUUUCUAUGGGUAAUCGUCGAGAAGCAUACGCGACGAUAUUGCAUUCGGCAGAUGUUUAUGUGUGUGGAGCUAUUGCAGCUGCGCAGAGUAUUCGACAAGUGGGUUCCCAACGAGACCUUGUGAUUCUCGUGGAUGAGACGAUUAGUGAGUAUCAUAAGAGUGGGUUAAUGGCUGCGGGAUGGAAAGUAAGAACGAUAGAGAGGAUACGAAAUCCGAAAGCGGAAAAGGAUGCGUAUAAUGAGUGGAAUUAUAGUAAAUUUAGACUGUGGCAGUUGACUGAUUAUGAUAAGAUAAUAUUCAUUGAUGCGGAUUUACUUAUCUUGAGAAAUAUUGAUUUUCUGUUUUCCAUGCCGGAGAUUUCUGCUACGGGGAAUAAUGGGACGUUGUUCAAUUCCGGCGUGAUGGUGAUUGAGCCGUCGAACUGCACCUUUCGACUUUUGAUGGAUCACAUUAACGAGAUUGAAUCGUAUAAUGGCGGCGAUCAGGGUUACUUGAACGAGGUAUUCACUUGGUGGCAUAGAAUUCCGAAGCACAUGAACUUUCUAAAGAAUUUCUGGGUUGGAGAUAGCAACGAAGUGAAAGAGAAGAAAACGAAGCUGUUUGGUGCAGAUCCUCCGAUUCUUUAUGUUCUCCAUUAUCUGGGAAUGAAGCCAUGGCUAUGUUACAAGGACUACGAUUGCAACUGGAAUUCGAAGAUAAUGCAGGAAUUCGCGAGCGAUGAGGCGCAUUGGAAAUGGUGGAAGGUUCACGACGCGAUGCCGAGGCGGUUACAGGGGUUCUGUUUGUUGAGAUCAAAACAGAAGGCACAGAUGGAGUGGGAUCGGCUUCAGGCGGAGAAGGAAAGUUAUGAGGAUGGACAUUGGAAGAAGAGGAAUGUGAAGGAUCCCAGAUCGGAAAUUUGUAUUGAUAAUUUGUGCGAUUGGAAGGAGAUGUUGAAACAUUGGGGAGAGAACAAUUGGACGGAUAGUGACUUCUUUACGCCGUCUCCUCCGGUGAUUACGAUCAAAUCCCUUGUUUCGGUUGAGUGAUUUAGAUCUAUGUAAAAGUAGAGAGAAAGAGAUUUGCAUUUACAGAAUCUGGUUUUUGGUUUGUGUAGCAACUUCAUUGUCGAAUGUUUAAUAACUGCUUUCAUUUUGCAGAGAUGAAAUCUAGCUAUUUAGGCUACUUCUCACUUCUUUCUUUAUUUUUUUAUUAUAAUUUUUAAUUAAGAAAGACUCAAUUUCUA
This is a messenger RNA of Impatiens glandulifera, 2006 nucleotides long. Its product is annotated as UDP-glucuronate:xylan alpha-glucuronosyltransferase 1. The record is from RefSeq and is a predicted model, not a curated record. Bases 1 to 1809 code for a protein of 602 amino acids. The transcript is spliced from 3 exons. NCBI's taxonomy places the organism in Eukaryota, Viridiplantae, Streptophyta, Magnoliopsida, Ericales, Balsaminaceae. Gene Ontology annotation, biological process: xylan biosynthetic process. Gene Ontology annotation, molecular function: glycosyltransferase activity.